GGAGGGGGCACUAGGACCCAGCAGGAGGAGGCGGCUCUGUGCCGAUGCAGACGUGCGGGUUGGAACGCGGCCCCGGUGCUGAGUCUGAAGAAGCAGAGAGUCGCUCCUGUGUCCGCAGCAUCUCCAGCUUCUCUAACUGCCUCGAUUAAGACACAGCCCUAAGACAUCAUGGGAGGCGUAGCGUUGGACGUGGGUGCAGGAGGAGUGAAGGCUCCAGAUGGAGGGUGGGGCUGGGCGGUGCUGACCGGCUGUUUUGUCAUCACUGGCUUCUCCUACGCUUUUCCAAAGGCGGUCAGUGUCUUUUUCAAAGAGCUGACCCGGGAGUUUGGGGUGGGAUACAGCGACACUGCCUGGAUCUCCUCGAUACUGCUGGCUAUGCUCUAUGGCACAGGUCCUCUAUGCAGUGUGCUGGUGAACCGCUUCGGCUGUCGGCCAGUGAUGAUGGUGGGGGGCAUCUUUGCCUCUCUGGGAAUGAUCCUCGCUUCCUUCUCCACCAGCAUCAUCCACAUCUACCUCUCUACAGGGGUUAUUACAGGUCUGGGUUUAGCCCUGAACUUCCAGCCAUCUUUGAUCAUGCUGAACCGCUACUUCAGUGAGAAGCGUCCUCUGGCCAAUGGACUGUCAGCAGCAGGAAGCCCUGUGGCGCUUUGCUGCCUGUCACCACUGGGCCAGGUCCUCCAGUAUAAGUAUGGAUGGAGGGGGGGCUUCCUCAUCCUGGGUGGCAUUCUACUCAAUUGCUGUGUGUGUGCGGCCCUGAUGAAGCCUCUGGUCGGCCCCAAGAGCCUCAAGGUCAACGGCAAGGCGCAGGACCAGGAGGAGGGAGCAGAGGGUGUAGAGAAGAAGAAGCCCAAAGCCAAACUACUGGAUUUCUCUGUCUUCAAAGACUCUGGUUUUGUCAUCUACACUGUAGCGGCAUCCAUCAUGGUGCUGGGGCUGUUUGUACCUCCAGUGUUUAUUGUGAGUUAUGCUAAGGAGAUGGGGAAUGAGGACACCAAAUCAGCUCUGCUGCUCUCUAUCCUGGGCUUCAUUGACAUUUUUGCUCGGCCCACAUGUGGAGUGAUUGCGGGACUGAAGUGGGUUCGGCCUCGCUGCGUCUACCUCUUCAGCUUUGCGAUGCUUUUCAAUGGAGUCACUGACCUGAUUGGGUCACAGGCCAAGGACUAUAGAUCUCUGGUGGUCUUCUGCAUCUUUUUUGGCCUUUCCUAUGGCAUGGUGGGGGCCCUGCAGUUUGAAGUCCUCAUGGCGAUAGUUGGUACUGAGAAGUUCUCCAGUGCCAUUGGCCUGGUGCUGCUCAUGGAGGCUGUUGCCGUGCUGGUGGGGCCACCUGGUGCAGGCCGCCUUCUUGAUGCUACCAAGAACUACAUGUAUAUCUUCCUGCUGGCAGGAAGUGAGGUGGUCCUCUCAGCUGUUGUUCUGGCUACUUGUACCUACUUCUGUAUUGGAAAGAAUAAGUCUUCAGCACCAGUACACAGCCUGGAGGACGUCACAGUGACGGGUGAUGCCAAGACAGAGUUCAACGAUGAAGAGGAGAAAGGAGCAAGAGAGGAACGGGAGAUGGAGACUAUGAAGAAGGUGGAAAGGGAAUUAAAGGAAGAGGAGGAGGAAGAGGAGGAGAAAUUAGAGGAGGUCGGGCCCGGCAGUGUAACAGUUGACUCACAGGAAGUGGAAAAGUUCCUGAAAGAGCCACACCAUAAUGGUGACACUGUCAUCAAUCCUGAAACAUGCCUGUGAGCAGGGAUAGAGUUUGUUGGACAGAAUAUACUUGCAGGCACUUUUUUGUUUUCUUUUGUUUUUUCAAAAUAUUCCAACAGGAGGAUGAAGUGAAUUUUGAAGUGUUCCCACGAGCUUUCCUGUCAUACUGUGUUCAUGUGUUGAUGUUUGUUGUUUGCAGUGGUGUAAUCGGUAUCACUGCCACUGGAAAUGUAAGAGUUGCUGUAUGCGAACGUUUAUCACUAGAUGUUUUGAGGUCUGGUGGUUUAUACUAGACAAUAGAAAAACUGAGUGAUAUCACUGCCUUGUGUAUAUAUAGUUUAUUUAAUGGGUCCACAGUUUUAUUAUGAUGUAGCCACCAGCAAAUAAAGGUUGGCAAUAUUCUGUAUUCUUAGUGUGUCAGCGAAUGCCAUGGAGGGGCCAGAUGGAAACAAGCUUUUAGAUAUAUUUGGUGCAAUAAUUGUAUGAUGAAUUGUCCUUACCAAAGCAAAACCAUUAAUGUUUCUUACCAAAGGCCUGGUCACAUCAAAAAGUGGCAGUGUUGAGCUCAUCCAUGCAUCUUCACAGAAAACCUUUGGUGCUAAAACCUUGGUGACAUUGUGACUACAAGCAGCUUGUUUUUCCAACUUCUGUUUGUUCAUAUGCUUUUAAGUCGUAAUAUGGAAACAACAUGGACACUACAAAGACGAUGUAUUGAAUCCUGCUGAAAGACAGCAAUGAAAACAACCUAAUUGGCGGAGGGUAUUAAAUGUUAUACAUGAAUUUGUCCAUAAAUCAAAAGUUUCCAACAUUUUUUUGCAUAUAUAUGAUGUCACAAACUCAAGUCGUAUACUAAGAUGUUGGCCGACUUAUGGAGUUGUUCCGACUUUUACAAGAAUUUUCCCCAUCAGGAAACUAUUGUCUCCUGUUCCAUAUACCUGUGAUAGUUUCUUCCAGGUCCCUGCACAGCUUUUGGCCAAACUCAUUGACAGAGUUCACCAACAGUUAACUUGACAUACAACAUUCAAAUCAUCAGUUCACUCUGCCAGUUUUAUUGACAUAGUUUUCCUUGCUGAAUAUUUAGCAGGAAAUAUGCUGGUGUGACUUGGUCUUAACAGUUAUUGCCUUAAGGGUUUGAUUUGUACAAAGGGACAAGAUGCUGUAAUCUUAUCCCUCUGUAACAUAGAGUUCCAUGUUGUUCAAAAACAAAUGUGUCUCAGCUCGGAGGCCAACAGGCCUCAAACUCUCGACUCAGAGAAACGGAUGAAAGCUCAAUGGGGGGAAUUAGGUGACUGAGAAAAGAGCAGGGAAGGCUGGGAUGAUUUCUCCUUGGAUUACGAGCAGUGUUCAAAUGUCAUCCACAACUUUGUAAUGGUCUUCAUCACCAUAUUUAAUUUACUAUGGCAAAGCCAUGCUUGAUGUAGUAGGCAUGUGUAUUAUGCAGUCAGGGGACGCACGUGUCAGAAUUUGGAAAGUGUAUGUGUGUGUGACUGGUUAAAUGUUGUUGUCCAUCUUGUGUGCUGCUGAGGACCAAAGGAUGAACAGCGUCAACUUUUUUUUUUGGGAAGAACGGUUGUCGAGACCUUAUUUUAUACUAGUUUGUUAGGGAUAGGGUGACAUCAUCAGUGACAUAACAUCAUUUUGUGAGUUUACACCUGUCAGGCUGUUGUUGUGUCACAAUUCCAUGCACCAACAGGUACGUUUUGAAAGGGCCUAAACUGUUCCUAGUGACCUUAAUGAAGCAUCUCUCCUUGUCUACUUUGCCUUCAUGCUUCGUAUUGUCUGUACUAAAUGUUUGUGUUUUGGUAAAAUAAUAUUAAAGGAAGUUUAUGUUUGUUUAAAAAA
Molecule: messenger RNA, 3534 nt
Organism: Hippoglossus stenolepis (Pacific halibut)
Lineage: Eukaryota; Metazoa; Chordata; Actinopteri; Pleuronectiformes; Pleuronectidae
Gene: slc16a3a
Product: solute carrier family 16 member 3a
Exons: 6
Coding region: 169-1731 (520 amino acids)
Biological process (GO): transmembrane transport; monocarboxylic acid transport
Cellular component (GO): membrane
Molecular function (GO): monocarboxylic acid transmembrane transporter activity
Source: RefSeq, a predicted model, not a curated record